AUGACCCUGAAGCGGCUGCGGAGGGAGUGGCAGGCGUGGAGUGAGAUGAACGAUAUGGAGUCGCAGGAGAUGAAGAAGCUCGGGCCGCAAAACGCGCAGCUCAUGCAGUUGGAACGCGACUUCUGGACCGUGAAUCCCAGCGACGACUGGUACCGGUGGGAGGCGGAACUGCGUCCUGCGCAGGGGCUUUGCCAGGGUGCUCACCUGGUGUUCUGGCUGCGAUAUCCGUCCAACUACCCCUUCGCGGCGCCGAAGUUCAGCAACUCAGCCCGCUUCAUUGGCUUCCCUGCGGCUUGGGAUGAGGUGGAGGUGGGUUGGCACGUCUUCCUGAUUCCGCUCACGUCCACGGACGGAGUCCGCACGAGCGGACGGGUCACGCAGAAGACCGAUGAGGAGCUCAUGGUUUGCUUCGCACGCAGCGCCGAAGAUGUUGGAGAGCUGCAGCAUGGUCCGGAAGAGGCUGUCCCGAGAGACUGGUGGGAGGCUCAAGAGCCGGUCCUGGCCCGCAGCGCCGAGUCGGUGUUGUUCCAUCCGCUGCUGAACGAGACCGGCGGCAUCUGCUCCUGCGGCCUCAACGAGAGUUGGCAUCCAGGCAAGAGCUUUGCGCACUGCCUCGCAUUCCUGCGCGUGGCCGCGGAAGAUUUGCACCCCCGUGAGGGCAAGAAGCCGGUUCCGCGUGAGGGGCCUGCUGAGAUGGAGAUGUGCUUCUGCUGCACGCAGUCCGCCGCUGGCCAAGAGUAUGAACGGGAUCCAUCUGCCUGGCUUCCAAAGGCGCGGCGCCUGUUCCUCCAAGAUCGCGGCAUUGCUCCCCUAUGCAUUCGCGCAGAGCCUUUGGAUGGCGACCUGCUUUGCAUCACUUGCUCCAACCUUGCCGGGGAGGAGCUACUUCAGCUCCAAGUGGAGGGGCGAAGUGCCUUCAGAGACCUGGACCAGCAGAUCCAGGAGACAGUGCCCAGAGCAGAGGGCGUCAAUGCCUGGAAGUUGGCACUCCCGGACGGCCGCUGCGCUGACGAUGUGCCUGCGAGCGCGUCCGUGAGGGAGGGCCUGGACCUGUGCGACGAGUUCUGGGAGCCUCCUGAGGGCGACCUGAGCGCGAUGAUCGAGGUGGAUACCGGCAAAGGCAUCAAGGGCAAGGGAAAGGGUGACGACGGCAUGAUGAGCAAAGGCAAAGGAAAGCUGCCAGUAGGAAAAGUUGCUGGAACAGGAACAAGCCAGCCGGAAGCGACGGGCCAGAUCGCAAAUGGGAUGGUGAAGUCCUUCAACGUUGCGACCAACUAUGGGUUCAUCGAGUCAGAAGAGUGCCCCGGCUAUGAUGGACGACCUGGAGCUGAGUUCUUGACCUUACUGGAUCAAGGCCCAGUUCGGCUGCGACGUGGAACCGAGCUCGUCUUCGGUUUGGGGAUGGGCCCGCUGCGACAAAGAGUUUAG
Symbiodinium natans is the source of this 1428-nucleotide messenger RNA. The record is from the annotation of a GenBank genome assembly. NCBI's taxonomy places the organism in Eukaryota, Dinophyceae, Suessiales, Symbiodiniaceae.